Messenger RNA from Purpureocillium takamizusanense, 2586 nucleotides. RefSeq lists its product as uncharacterized. Gene Ontology annotation, biological process: ubiquitin-dependent protein catabolic process; DNA damage response; protein ubiquitination. Gene Ontology annotation, cellular component: Cul4-RING E3 ubiquitin ligase complex. The coding region runs from base 1 to 2586 and encodes 861 amino acids. NCBI's taxonomy places the organism in Eukaryota, Fungi, Ascomycota, Sordariomycetes, Hypocreales, Ophiocordycipitaceae. The record is from RefSeq and is a predicted model, not a curated record. The transcript is spliced from 3 exons. Gene Ontology annotation, molecular function: ubiquitin protein ligase binding.
AUGCAGGCCGAACCCAACAAUCCCUCCCGCCGCCGGCCUCGCCUUUCCUCGUCGUCCUCCUCCGCCGCCGCCACCGCCGCUAAGCGCCCCAGGUUUGCUACAGACUCGUCGCCCCCACCGCCGUCCAGCAUGGCCAGCGCGCGGGCGAGGGGCAAGAUGCCCGAGACGGCCAUCGACCUUACCGGCUCCGGCCCCGGCUCUCCCGCUGCGCCUACCGCCGCCGCCGCGCCACCGCAGGCGAGGCCCAUGGGCUCGGCCUUCCAGCCCUACAGCGGCGCCAAGAAGCUCGUCAUCAAGAAUCUCCGCGCGUCGACCAAGAGUGACGCCGCCCACGCCGACGAGUACUACGCGCGGACCGAGCGGGAGCUGCAGGCGGCCAUAGAUGCCAUCUUGGCGGGCCAGCGACCCGCCGUGCCCCUCGAGAGACUGUAUCGCGGCGUCGAGGACUUGUGCCGGAGGGGCCAUGCCGCCAAGAUCUGCGCCACGCUCACGACCCGCGUUGAUCAUCACCUCCAGGACGUGGUGUUGCCCAAGAUAAAGCGGGCGGGAGCCGGCUCGGAUAUGGAUACGCUAAGGAGCAUGCUGGCCGAGUGGAAGACGUGGAAUGCUCAGGCGGUCACUCUCCGGUCGACGUUUAGUUUUCUCGAUCGGACAUAUCUAUUGCGCGAGUCUCUACCCUCCAUCAACGACAUGACUAUCGCCUACUUUCGAAGGAUGGCGUUUGCACAGGCAGGGCCCCUCGCAGAUCGCCUGCCCGGUAAGCGAGCAGUGGCGGGCAUCUGCGAGAUGGUAGAGUACGACCGCCGGAGCGACGAGCGAAUGGAUGGCAACCUUCUCAAGGACUCAAUACGGAUGCUUUACGUCCUCGGCGUCUAUGUUAAGCACUUUGAGCCGUUGUUCCUGAAGCAGUCGGAUGCAUAUUUCAAAGAAUUUGGCGAGUCCUGGAGUGGUGCCAGCCUCAAGGAGUAUGUCAAGGCAUGUGAGACGUUGUUGCAGAAGGAGGAUUACCGAUGCAUCGCCUACAACCUGGAGAGCACCACCGAGAAGCAGCUGAUGGAUUCGGCCCACCAGAUCCUCAUCGACCAGUACUCGGACAAGCUGUUGAAUGGGGGCAGCCUGGCGCACCUGUUAUCGGAGAAGGAUUUUAAAUCCAUGAAGGGCGUAUACCAGCUACUGCGGUUGUCAGGCAUACAAAAGAAGCUUAAGGGGCCAUGGGGCGACUAUAUUCGAUCAACAGGCGCGUCCAUCGUCUCAGACAAGGAGCGUGGCGACCAGAUGGUGUUGCGGCUGCUUGAGCUUCGACGCUCACUAGACCUGAUGAUCCGCGACGCCUUUGACCAGGACGAGGUCUUCUUGUGGGGAAUGCGCGAGGCGUUUGGCAAGUUCAUGAACGACCGGGUGACAGCCGCCUGCUGGGACUCGGGGACGUCCAAGAUUGGCGAAAUGAUCGCCAAAUACAUUGACAUGCUGUUGCGGGGCGGUCUCAAGGCGCUGCCCAAGGAUCUCUUGUCCGACGUCAAGGACCGGGCCGUUGCUGAGAAGUUGGGCCAGGCAAGCAGCGCCGACGAAGACGCAGAGCUCGACCGACAGCUGGAUCAGGCGCUAGAGCUUUUCAGAUUCAUCGAGGGCAAGGACGCGUUUGAGGCCUUCUACAAGAAGGACCUUGCCAGGCGGCUGCUCAUGGGCCGAAGCGCGAGCCAGGACGCGGAGCGCAACAUGCUCACGAAGCUGCGCAGCGAGUGUGGCUCCAACUUCACGCACAACCUGGAGCAGAUGUUCAAGGAUCAGGAGCUGGCCAAGGAUGAGAUGGAGGGCUAUAAUCAAUGGAUGGACGCCAACCUGGAGCGAAAGGCCCGCGUAGAUCUCUCCGUCAUGAUCCUCUCCGCUGCGGCGUGGCCGACAUACCCAGACGUGCGGCUUAACCUUCCCGACGCCGUCGCCACGGAGAUUGAGCGGUUCGACGGACAUUACAAAAACAAGCACACGGGCCGCAUCCUGACGUGGAAGCAUUCUCUGGCACACUGCUCGAUCAAGGCGUCGUUCCCCAAGGGAUCCAAGGAGCUUCUCGUAUCCGCCUACCAGGCCGUCGUGCUGAUGCUCUUCAACGACGUGUCCGAGGACGAGGGCUUCCUCACGUACGAUCAGAUAUCGGCGGCGACGGGCUUGCAGGGCGGGGACCUGGAGCGCACGCUGCAGUCGCUGGCAUGCGGCAAGGCGCGGGUGCUGUUGAAGCACCCCAAGGGCCGGGACGUCAGCUCGACCGAUACAUUCACCUUCAACAAGACAUUCUCGGACCCCAAGUACCGCGUCAAGAUCAAUCAGAUCCAGCUUAAGGAGACCAAGGAGGAGAACAAGGCGACUCACGAAAGGAUCGCGCAGGAUCGUCGGUUCGAGACGCAGGCGGCCAUUGUGCGCAUUAUGAAGAGCCGCAAGACCAUGGGCCACGCGGAGCUUGUGGCAGAGGUGAUCAAUCUGACGAAGAAGCGAGGCAGCGUUGAGCCCGCAGCGAUCAAGAAGGAGAUUGAAAGCCUUAUCGAGAAGGAUUAUAUUGAGCGCGAGGACAACGCCUACACAUACCUGGCGUGA